Messenger RNA from Armigeres subalbatus, 2823 nucleotides. RefSeq lists its product as uncharacterized. Lineage: Eukaryota; Metazoa; Arthropoda; Insecta; Diptera; Culicidae. The transcript has a single exon. The coding region runs from base 1 to 2823 and encodes 940 amino acids. The record is from RefSeq and is a predicted model, not a curated record.
AUGACAUCAAGUUUCGCUAGCAAACUCAAGCUAGACGAAAUGCCAGUCUAUUUGGCGAUUCAAGGCAUUGGAUCGACUCAAAUUGCUUCCACCAGGCUGGUUACCGCCGUAGUUAGUCCAAGAUCGGUAAAUAUUUCAUCGUUUGCCGAAGAAAUGCAGUUCCAUGUGCUGCCGAAGCUCACCGUGUCACUGCCUACGGCAAGCUUCUCUGUUACAACGUGGAAUCUCCCAGAUUCGGCGCUUCUUGCGGAUCCCAGGUUCUACGAGACAGGACCGAUCGAUCUUAUAAUCGGAGCUGAAUAUUACAUGGAACUGCUGAAGGAGGAAAGACGGAAAGCUACGGAUGAUGGUCCGACGGUGCAAGACACCGUAUUUGGAUGGAUUAUUUCCGGUCGUGUUCCUGAAGUUCCUGUUAGUGCAUCGUACUCGGUAGUUCACGUGUGUUCAACGGCGGAGAUACAAGAACAGCUUUCAAGGUUCUGGGAAGUGGAAGCUUGUCAUUCAGCCACUACAUUUUCGGUCGAAGAGUCGACCUGUGAAGAAAUCUUCGACAGAACAACGUUCAGGAACGAAGAAGGAAGGUACGUAGUUACGCUGCCGAAGAAAGAAGGAGUGAUUCAGCAAUUAGGCGAGUCAAGAUCUACAGCAGUCAAGCGCUUCAUAGGGAUGGAGCGGAGGUUUGCAAUCAAUCCGGAGUUGAAGGUGCAAUACGCGGAGUUUAUGAACGAAUAUCUGGCCAUGGGCCACAUGCGAGAGAUUUCCGAGGAAGAAACGAGCCCGUCGUCGUAUUACUUGCCUCAUCAUGCUGUUAUGAAGCCGGACAGCACAACGACAAAGUUGCGAGUCGUUUUCGAUGCGUCAUGCCGGACAUCCAGCGGCAUUUCCCUGAACGAUGCUCUGAUGGUGGGACCUGUCGUUCAGGACAUGAUUGUGGACAUUGCGCUUCGCUUCCGGACACACCGAUUCGCUCUCGUAGGGGACGUCGCCAAAAUGUAUCGCAUGAUACUGCUGAAUCCAGAUGAUCAGCAGCUGCAGAGGAUCGUUUGGAGAGAUAGUGCUGCGGAACCGAUCCGAACAUUCGCUCUCUCUACGGUUACGUAUGGUACGGCAGCAGCUCCAUACUUGGCAACGAAGUGUCUUCAGCGUCUGUCAGAUGAAGGCCUAGAUGCGUAUCCCAGAGCUGCCAAGAUCAUCAGGAAGGACUUCUAUGUAGAUGACAUGCUGUCUGGUGUGGACGAUAUCGAAGAAGGAAAGUUGCUCAUAGGCCAGAUCAUAGUACUGCUGCAAUCUGCGGGAUUCUCCUUACGAAAGUGGAAUUCAAACAGCAAAGAAUUGCUGUCAGUGGUACCGGAGGGAUUGAGAGACGAACGAACGAUCUUGGAUUUGGACUCGUCAUCCGCUGCUGUGAAAACUUUAGGUUUGACCUGGGAGCCCGGCACCAACUGCUUCCGUUUCAGUUCCCCAAGCUGGGAUGAGUCUGCAAUAAUAACGAAGCGAUGUGCUCUAUCAGAUGCCUCUCGACUAUUCGAUCCGAUAGGGCUAGUGGGCCCAGUCAUCGUCCAGGCGAAAAUUUUCCUACAAGAGCUGUGGAAACAAGACUGCUGGUGGGACGAUCCACUGAACUCACAAUUACAAGAGCAGUGGCGUGAGAACUGGCGGAAUUUGGUAGGUCUAGUAGACAUCGCUGUCCCACGGUGGGUGGGAACUAGUUGCAACAACGAAUUGGUAGAGCUCCAUGGCUUCUGCGACGCUUCAAUUAAGGCUUACGGUGCCUGUACCUACAUCCGCACGGUUGAAGCAGACGGAAGCGUUCAAGUACACCUACUGACCUCCAAAUCUCGUGUAGCUCCGCUCGAGAAUUUGAAGAAAAAUAAGAAGUCUCUAUCCAUUCCUCGGCUAGAGCUGUCAUCAGCACUGCUUCUGACACACCUGUACGAGAAAGUCGUCAAAAAUAUUCACGUAGACUCCAAAUGUUAUUUCUGGACCGAUUCUACUAUCGUGGUGUGUUGGCUGUCAUCGUCGCCAUCCAGAUGGAAGCAGUUCGUAGCAAAUCGCGUCUCCGAAAUCCAGCACUUUACGAAAGGGAGUGACUGGAACCAUAUUGCUGGAGAAGAUAACCCUGCGGACAUCAUUUCCCGAGGCAUGUCGCCGACACAACUGCAGUACGAAUCGCGCUGGUUCCAUGGACCGAAUUGGCUGAUACUGGACCGACAAUACUGGCCUGAUUCCAAGCGGAUCGACGAAAGACACAUCGACAAGAUGGAUUUGGAAGAAAAGGUUGUCGUCGCUGUCCUUCCAGCCAUUUCACCAAGCGAGAUAUUCGGCCUUCGUUCAUCGCUAGUAGAUCUAGUACGGUUGACAGUACACAUCUAUCGGUUUAAGUGGAAUGCGUCGCUUGCAAAUCGGUCUAACAAAAAGGUCGGCAACAUCACUUCUCAAGAGUACGACGACGCUCUCAAAGGGCUGGUGAAACAAUCGCAGAGAGAAAGUUUUUCACAGGAGUUAGCAGACAUCGCCAGAGACGGCCAGGUGCAAGAUUGUUCCAGAAUCUCUGGAUUAAAUCCACGACUUGUCGACGGUAUAUUGUGCGUUGGCGGCCGGUUGAAUAAUGCAGCCUUAUCAGAUAGUCGGAAACAUCCGUACAUCCUCGACCACCGACAUCCCUUCACAAGAAUUGUUGUAGAGUACUACCAUCGCAAAUACUUCCACGCCGGUCAACAACAGAUAGUAUCUGCAGUUCGGGAACAGUUCUGGCUAACGAGUGUCAGAAAUCUUGCAAGGCAAGUGGUCCAUGGGUGUGCAAUGCUUCCGUGCGAAGCCUAA